Messenger RNA from Guillardia theta CCMP2712, 363 nucleotides. RefSeq lists its product as hypothetical. The transcript has 3 exons. Gene Ontology annotation, molecular function: peptidyl-prolyl cis-trans isomerase activity. Lineage: Eukaryota; Cryptophyceae; Pyrenomonadales; Geminigeraceae. The annotation marks the transcript as partial. The record is from RefSeq and is a predicted model, not a curated record.
GAGCUAGGGGAUAUCGUCACGGUGCAUUACAUCGGCCGCCUGGUAGAUGGCAAGGGGUUUGACAACACAAGAGACAGAGAGCCUGUUGAGUUUGAGGUUGGAAGCGGUCGAGUGAUCGAUGGAAUUGAGGAAGCGGUUAUUGGAAUGAAAGAAAGAGAACUGAAGAGCUUAAAGAUACCGUGUGAAAAAGCGUUUGGACCAAUCCGGCUGGAUCUCAUUGUUAAUGUUUCGAAAUCCGAGUGCCCGGAUGAUGUAAUUUUGUUGGGCGGAUACCAACUUGGGAUGAAAGGUCUACGUAUAUUGGUGUCGAACAUUUACUCGGACAAGAUAGAAAUCGAUGGCAAUGUUCCGCUGGCUGGAGAG